AUGUCUCUUUUGAAAAUAUGUCGAUGUAAACUAAAACCACUCCUUGAAGUUUUACUAAUGAGCUUGAUCAUAACAAUGGCCAUACUUUUAUUGUUGAUCCUACUUUAUGUCAAAUAUCUAAUCACUAAGGACGAUGAUACCAACAGUGGCGAUGAUGAUUCAUUGGUUCCACCAACACCGAUUUAUUCGUAUGGAACUCGAGUGGCAGGCUUAAUAGAAAAAAUAUACCCAGACGAGAAUAUUCACAAUAAAAAAUUAUUGUGCAACGGUCUUAUAGUACAGAAACAAACAGUUGUCUUCCUUGCAGAUUGUUUCAGAAGAAGUCGUGAGAAAACUCCUACUAAAUAUGUACAUUUUAUAACAAGUGGAUCUAAAUAUUGGCACCAUGACAGGAAUAUUCAUCAUGUGACCGAUUUUAGUACCAUAGGAACGGCCGGAAAAGAGAUCACGGUUAUCAAAGUAUGGCCUGAUUUUCCAUUGACUCGAAUGGGAUUACCCAACAAAAUUUACGUGGAAAAUGAAUACAAAUAUGAUGAGAAACAUCGACUCUUGGGAUGGGAUAUCAAUUCCAAAAGAGCAAGUACUCCACUAAAAAAUAUAUUAUACGUUGAAGAAUGCAGACCAAAUAUGUUAUCAGGAAUAUUAUUCACUGAAAAUUCUCUUGUGUCGGGUCUUCAUUAUGUUGAUUGUAGCAUUGGUGAUCUGGAUACCUUUGUUCCAUUUCCAACUGACGAAGUAGAAAAAAAUUAUCCUGAAAUUAAUGUCGUGAGAAUACCAAAACAAGGAGAACAAUCGCAGUCUGAAAAAGCAAAAGAAGAUACCGAAGCUGCAAACCCUGCGAAAACUCCAGAAACGGAUACAGAUACUACUGCAGAAGCAACUGAUUCUAUUCCAACAGAGUCAACUGAUACUAUUCCAUCAAAAUCAUCUGAUACUGAUACUAUUCCAUCAGAAUCUACUGAUAGUAAUCCAUCACAAUCAAGUGAUAGUGAUAGUAAUCCAUCAGAAUCAACUGAUAGUAAUCCAUCAGAAUCAACUGAUAGUAAUCCAUCAGAAUCAACUGAUAGUAAUCCAUCAGAAUCAACUGAUAGUAAUCCAUCACAAUCAACUGAUUCUCUACCGACAGAAUCACUCCUCAUUUUUGAGGUAGUACCUACUCCUAAUAAUAUGAUUCCAAGAAAUAAGUUUCAUAACUGUUUCUUGAGGAUGUAUUGA
This is a messenger RNA of Diorhabda carinulata, 1215 nucleotides long. RefSeq lists its product as uncharacterized. Bases 1 to 1215 code for a protein of 404 amino acids. The record is from RefSeq and is a predicted model, not a curated record. The transcript is spliced from 4 exons. Lineage: Eukaryota; Metazoa; Arthropoda; Insecta; Coleoptera; Chrysomelidae.